AUGUCAGAAAGUUUGCGUGGCUCCAAAUCCUCCAGUUCGCGUAACAACAGCAGCAGUAGUGGCAAUAGCAGUCAUGGCAGAAAUCAUGACAGCAUACCUCACAAAUUCAGCAGUAUUGUCAAUAAGGUGGAGUCCUUAAUAAACAAAAUGAAUUAUGACAAACAUAAUCAUACCAGUCGCAAUGACGCCGAUAAAUACACCAGCUCUCACAAGGAAAGCAAACGAAAAGCUAAAAUCAAACAGCAGGACUACAGACAUAAUAACAGAUACGAGCACAGCGCGGCUUUGAAUGGCAGCCAACGGACCACAUCCAUAGAUUCUCUAAACAACCUUACAGAUGUAGAUGUGGAUAGUUUCGAUGAUCAUGAUACGAAUGAUACCACAACUACCAAUACGACUACAACUAUAAAUACAUCAACAACCAAUAACACUAACGACAUAUAUUCCGAUUCAGAUGAUGCAGAAAUUGCUCAUAUAACAGGGACUACGUCCGUUCAAGUCCACAGACGCAUUGAACUGGACCAGUUAACUGACGAGACUAUACGUGAGUUUAAUGAGCAGUGCUCUUCACUAAGUCACGAUAUGGAAUUCUAUAACUCAUGGCAAAAUGAAGAAGAACUGGAACAAGCAACCACUCUCAAGCAAUCACAGGAUGACAUUUAUGACGACUCUAUUCAACAUGAGUUCAAUAGUUGCCCCCCCAACACUACAAUUGAUCAGCAAAUCAACACUAAAGAUGCCAACAAUAACGAAUGCUCUCCCUCGGAGGCUGACACACAAGACUGGCUGGACAAAUUGAAUGAUGAAGUGAAUGAUGAAGAGCAAGUGGAUAAUCAUCAGGAAUGUAAAACGGAAACAAAUAUACCUUUAACCCACAUACAACAGAUUGUUAAUAACAUAGCACAGCAGCAAAUUUGCCAUUUGAAAGAUUUACACAUUAAGCAAAAUUUAAAUGAAAUUGAAAUUGACAAUGCAACAAUUGACGAUUGCAGCAUUAGUUUGAGCAACAGUCUUACCAACCAGACGGCGGCUGCAACAAAUGGCAAUGUGGCGAAAACCCGCCGUUCCAGCGUUGCCUCCAGUGGUUCAGUGGGACGCAUGGAAACAAUAUUGGAGGAACCAACGGACUGUAAAAUUUCUGUAAAGGAAAUUUUACAGCGUUUUGAAACAAUGAACAAAAAUGAGGUACAUUCCAUUAGUACGAUAUCUAACUAUCAUCAUAUGUAA
Messenger RNA from Calliphora vicina (urban bluebottle blowfly), 1227 nucleotides. Its product is annotated as dentin sialophosphoprotein-like. Lineage: Eukaryota; Metazoa; Arthropoda; Insecta; Diptera; Calliphoridae. The transcript is spliced from 2 exons. The record is from RefSeq and is a predicted model, not a curated record. Bases 1 to 1227 code for a protein of 408 amino acids.